GUACGCUUUUACAUUUCAUUUCUCACGGGUUGUGUUGAUUUAUAGUGGAUUCUAAAGUUUAAAUUUUAAGCCUACCAAAGUUAUACAAUUUUAUGCUAAUGAAAGCCAGCCAACGGGAGAUUGCAGCCAGCGCUGCGAAUUGGAGGAAGAAAAUUGUCCGACAGUUUGCUGACGGUUGGGUGGAAAGCGACAACCCACGGAAAAGUGCGGACAAGACCGUCGUAAAGCAAUCGAAUAUCAUCGCUAGUCAGUACGUAAACUUUGUGAAAAGUAGCACGCAAGAGGCUCUUCCGCAGCAUGAGGAAAUAUCUGAUCCAGGUCUUCCAAAACGGGACAUUGAUCGAUUGAACAACGUGAUAGGCUAUAUGUAUAACGAGGAUAAGAUUUCCUUGAAGUUGACCUUCGAACAAGCUGGUCUGUUAUUGAAGACAAGCUACGACGAAGAAGAACGUGCGUUUCGCUACCUGAUUGGCGAUCGUGAAAUAUGCCGUGCAGAAGGAGAUUUGAACGAAGCCCAUACAAAGGCCAGAGAUAGAUUGGUACAAAUCAUUCGGUACUAUUGUUAUACAGUGAAACGGAUUAAGCCAUUCCACACUCGACGGGGUGUAUUGCGGAAACUUCCCGGCAAGCAAGCGGAGAAACAGACGUUCAGCAACCAUCAGCUGGAUGAAGACAACAUCGGUUUUCGUAUGCUGCAAAAGCAAGGCUGGACAGGUGGUUCGUUAGGAAGCAACGAGGAUGGUAUUUUGGAACCGAUCGGAUUAAAAAAGAAAUCCAACAAAGCCGGUCUCGGGGCGGAGGAUUCCCGUCCGGAGAAAAUCCCCGUCGAGGCAUUCAUGUUGGUUAUCAAACAAUACGCAGCCGGGAAUGCGCUCUACGAUCUGGUAUUCAGCCCACAUUUCUCCAAACAUCAAGUUAUUAAACUUAAAGAUUUUGCUUCGACGCUAAAGCUUUUCCCACAAUUCGUCGGAAAAAAGAAACAACUGGUGAUCAGCAAAAACCUAUCUCUUCGGGAUAUUAAAAUAGGAGUCUUAAAGGGUCACUCGGAUUUAUGUGCAAAAUAUGCAGUUAUACCGCCAAUCUCACGGUGAACAGUUCUACCUGUAUUUGCUUUACAU
Messenger RNA from Sabethes cyaneus, 1118 nucleotides. RefSeq lists its product as uncharacterized. Gene Ontology annotation, molecular function: nucleic acid binding. Bases 93 to 1091 code for a protein of 332 amino acids. The record is from RefSeq and is a predicted model, not a curated record. Lineage: Eukaryota; Metazoa; Arthropoda; Insecta; Diptera; Culicidae. The transcript has 2 exons.